Molecule: messenger RNA, 3509 nt
Organism: Electrophorus electricus (electric eel)
Lineage: Eukaryota; Metazoa; Chordata; Actinopteri; Gymnotiformes; Gymnotidae
Source: RefSeq, a predicted model, not a curated record
UCGUCUUGAAAGCUUUAUUAAUGUUGACCGUAAAUGAAUAAGAAAAUGCAAAUUAUUAUUGGAAUAGCAGUCGUAGAUAACUGAACAAGAAGUAAAUAAUCAGAAAGACUAUCACCAGUUUGAAUACUUCUCUAACGCUAAUAAAUGUGGAGUUAUGUAACCUAGCCAGAAUUAUUUAGGUAGUGGUUAGAUAAUCUAGGUAGUGGUUAGCCAUCAACAAGUGAAUUAUGUUACAGAUAUCUAAUUAUAUAAUGCUUUACUCCACGGUCUAAUUGGUUAGCUAGCUUCCUUUUACUUCUAUCAUGACAUGCCUGACAAUGUUAGGCUAAAGAAGUAGCCUGUCUGAUAUUUUGUUCAUAAUUGAGUUACUCACAUACUUAGAUGGUUAACCUAGGUGGCAUAGUUAUUGUGGUUAGUUCUGAUUAAUACAGACCUUAUGCGGCUCCUUUAGUGCAUUAGCCAAAUCAGUAAAGCUUAAUGAAUAUUUCCUCCAAAUUAUUUCAAACCAGUAAUCUGUGAUCUCCGUCAAUUUUGCGUCGGUCUCUAAAACUGACAUGUAAUACUACUGUGCAUAAUUAUGAAUGAGUUUACGCAGAUAAACGUAGGUAAAUGCAUUCCGUAUUUUGGAUUUUAAAUUGCAUUACUAUAGAUUGGAGUGAAACGGUCAAGUCUGAAGCCCAAUGCAGUUAAAAUCCUACAUGUAAAUGGUAUUUUUUAGUUUUGUUUUGAACAUUUAAUUGUGACCAAUCAAUCAAUUUAAUGGCAGUUCCAACCAGUGUGGUUAACAUGGUUCAGAGACAUGCCAGGGUUGCGUCUAGGUGAGCAGUCCUCCCAUUCCUCAGCAAGGCGACUUAAAACACACCUCAAACUUGUGUCUGAAAAGGAAGGAAAGAAAAAGUCAGUUCACACUAGACCAGGCUGGCACAGUUUUUACAUUAUACUUCUGUAGGUUAGUAAGGAACAAAAUAGAUAGAAAUGUCACUCCAAAACAGUCCACAGUUGACUUACAUAUGCGGGAAUCAUAUCUGGGAAGAUAUUUUGGAAUUAUUAUAUGAAACUUGUUAACCAAUUGUCUUGGAUCUUUCCAGCUUUUAUUAAGGUAGAUGGUGGGGCGCCAAGGUCUAGUGCUUAACUUACAGUGAUGUAACACCACAUUGUCUAUAUAGAAAUGUUUAAUGCUACAAAGUUUACUACAUAUUUCAGAAAUCCAUAUGAAUACAGGGUGGAACAUAUAUUACUCAGAUCCAAAUAUAACAGGCAUUAGUUACAUAUUGCUGUGUGACUAUAGUUAUUUCUAAGGCCCUGAAAUCAUCAGACUGCUUCACUUUGUAAGGUAGAGACAAAUAUAGGGUUCAACUACUCCUCUGAAAGAACUGUUUACUUUCUAACACAUCAACAGUUACAAGCAUGCUGCUUUAUUUACUUGACUGAAGCAACUAAAAAGUGGCCUUAGUUAUUGUAACCAGAAAUAUCCUUGCAUAGUAUUUAUUAUAUGAAAUUUCUAACAAAUUAAUAAUUACCAAUGUGUUCAAAGCUCUUGUUAAAUAUACCCUGAUGAUUUCAAGUUAGAUUCUCUUCAUAUAUACAUGCAACUGACAGAAUAUUUUAUUUAUUGGUUAGCCAGUGCACUAGAGUGAAAACAUGAGGGUGCUUGGUGAAGUUACAUUGAAGUAUGUUACAAUGUAUAGCUAUCAAAGAAGUGAAUCUGUUUACCAGUUGGAGCACACAUGCUGGAGAAUGCACCUGUCUUAAAGGAAUUUGGCUUACACAUAUGCCCCAUAGGCCUUUAUAAACAUGCCAUCACCUGUUAAAGUUAUUGUGGUUGGGGCUGGGAGCCGGGGGCAGACAUACUCCGACUUUGCUUCCAUCCAUCCUGAUCGUAUGCAGGUUGUAGGAAUUGCUGACCCAAGGCCUUUUGCACGAAGGAAGUUACAAGAACGCUACAAAGUAGCUGAUGAAGACACAUUUGAUGACUGGCACUGCGUGGCAAAGAGGGAGAAGUUUGCAGAUGCAGUAUUUAUUUGUACUCCUGAUCGCCUUCAUAAGGAUCCUGCAGUAGCUUUGGCAAAAAAGGGUUAUCAUAUACUAUUGGAAAAGCCAAUGGCUGUGACAGAAGAAGAUUGCACAGAAAUUACAGAGACUUGCAUUCAAAGUGGCGUCAUGCUAGUAGUGUGUCAUGUUCUACGUUAUGAUCCCACUAUCAGAAAAAUAAAAGAGCUUAUUGACAGUGGGGCCAUUGGAGAUAUAAUCCAUAUUCAACAUCUUGAACCGGUGGGAUUCUAUCACUUUGCCCACUCAUUUGUGAGAGGAAACUGGAGAAAUGAAGCAGAAAGCUCUUUUGCCCUUUUAGCCAAAUCCUGCCAUGACCUAGACCUAAUUCAUCACUGGGCUGGAGGACGCAGGUGCAUAAAGGUUUCAUCAUUUGGAUCUCUCAGUCAUUUCCAAAGAGAAAACAAGCCACCAGGAGCAGCAAAUCGGUGCUUAGACUGUUCUGUAGAGAGUGACUGCCCAUAUUCUGCAAAGAAAAUCUACCUGGACAGAGUGAAAAUGGGGUUCACCAGAUGGCCAGUGUCAGUAAUAUGUUCCACUUCCAUUCCUGAUAUUGAAUCAGUAACCGAGGCCUUAAAAGCAGGUCCCUAUGGCCGCUGUGUCUACGAGUGUGACAACGAUGUGUGUUCAAAUCAGGUUGUAAACAUGGAAUUUGAAGGAGGUCUCACUGCUUCUUUUACCAUGGUUGCAUUUACAGAAGAGCUUUGCCUGCGUAAAACAAGCAUAUGUGGCAGCAGGGGGGAGCUAUCCUACAAUGGACAUGAGCUCAGAGUAUUUGACUUCCUUACUCAGACGUCCACAAAAUAUGAAGUGGACAUGAAUGUACCUGGUUGUUUCAGCAAGGCGGGUCAUGGAGUUGCAGAUUAUCAUCUUGUUGACUCCUUCAUUUCAGCAGUCGCGAGUGGAGAUCCACUGCUGAUUCAGUCAGGAGCAAAGGAGACGUUGGCAAGUCACAGACUGGUGUUUGAGGCUGAGCGUGCUCGUCUAGAGAGCAGGGUUGUGCUCUGUGGAACUAACUGUGUUUAGUAAAAGGAAAAACUCUAAUGGUUGUAUGCUAAGGAGCUAUGCCGACCUUAGCUUUUUUGUUGUUGCUGUUGUUUGUUUAUAAUAUAAAUGCACAAUCUGGGAUUUUCUGCAGUGUUGCAGACAUUUUAUUGUAAUUUCCAGAGAUUUUGUUACAUACAAUUAAUUUAGUUUUAAUUUAUAAAUCAUUAUUCCCUUAGGGAAAGUAAUAACAAAUGUUGUAAUAUUUUAUGUAUUAGCAGUAUAAAAUUAAUUCAUACUAAAUUAUAAAUGUCAUUUAGGAAUAUUAAACAUUUACAACAUGACAAUUCAAACUUGUAUCUCAUUUAAUUCAUGGCAUUUGUCCAUGUAUCCUUUAAACAUCCUACAUGCGGAAAUAUGUACUUUUCUCCAAUGACUGCUAAUUAAAAUAAAAUUCAAAUAUUUAAGCUGUUUAA